CCCCCCCCCCACCAAGGAGUCAGGGGAGCACGCCAAACCCUCCUCCUUUAGCUUGGAGACAUCUCUGAGCCCCCCCGCCCACCAAAGAGUCAGGGGAGCACCCCAAACCCUCCUCCUUUAGCUUGGAGACAUCUCUGAGCCCCCCCCCACCCAGGAGUCAGGUUAACACCCCAAACCCUCCUCCUCUAGCUUAGAGACAUCUCUGAGCCCCCCCUGUCCUCUUACUUUCACCCCAGCUACCUUUUAACUUCAUGAAGAACCCUGACAUUGGUGAUUUGAUGAAUAAGUUUGAAGUCCUUGGGAUCGUAGGGGAAGGCGCCUAUGGAGUUGUCCUGAAGUGCCGACACAAGGAGACCAAUGAGAUCGUCGCCAUUAAGAAGUUUAAGGACAGUGAAGAGAAUGAGGAGGUCAAGGAGACCACACUACGGGAGCUCAAGAUGCUCCGAACCCUCAAGCAGGAGAACAUUGUGGAGCUGAAGGAAGCAUUCCGCAGGAGGGGGAAACUCUACCUAGUGUUUGAGUAUGUUGAGAAGAACAUGCUGGAGCUGCUGGAGGAGCUUCCGAACGGAGCACCGUCGGAUAAAGUCAGGAUCUACAUCCACCAGCUGAUUAAAGCGAUCCACUGGUGUCACAAGAAUGACAUUGUCCACCGGGAUAUAAAGCCAGAGAACCUCCUCAUCAGUUCUGACGAUGUCCUCAAGCUGUGUGAUUUUGGUUUUGCUCGUAAUCUCUCUGAGGGAAAUGAUGCCAACUAUACAGAGUAUGUGGCAACCAGAUGGUACCGUUCUCCAGAACUGCUGUUGGGGUCUCCUUAUGGUAAGGCAGUGGACAUGUGGUCAAUCGGCUGUAUCUUGGGAGAGCUGAGUGAUGGUCAACCGUUGUUUCCUGGGGAGAGUGAGAUUGACCAGCUUUUCACCAUCCAGAAGGUUCUGGGACCACUGCCACCUGAGCAGAUGAAACUAUUCUACAAUAAUCCUCGUUUCCAUGGGCUACGGUUUCCAACAGUGAACAGCCCCACUACUCUGGAGAGGAGGUACAUGGGGGUCAUCAACGGAGCCUUGCUGGACCUCAUGAAGAACCUGCUGUUGUUGAGUCCUACAGAGAGGUUCCUAACAGAGCAAAGUUUGGAACACCAUGCCUUCCAGACGCCGCGACCAGUGGAGCGACAUGGACCUCCUACACCCACGCCAGUUCGCUCCUCUAAGAGGAAGCCGCACCACACAGACAACAGCGCUCUCAGCAGGAGUCAUGGUGGGAGGAGUUCAGGCCACCACCGGUCGACCAGUAGAGACUGUUCCAGUCUGCCUCGUCAUGAAGACCUCCACCCGACCAACCACCCUAGCAACGACAGCUUCCUGAACGGCAACAGCCUAAGCCCCACCCUCCAUCCAAAGAGCUACGCCCCAGGUCCCCAGCUCCUAAACCGUUCUGCCUCCUGCAGCAAGGACCUGGCUAACCUGCCGCGCCUCCUCAGCCCUAAGGAGACCAAGAGCAAAGAGUUUGACUUCAUCUCUGGAACUCCAGACGGACCAGGAGCCAAGUACCUCAAAUCCAACAGUCGCUCUCAGCAGAACCGCCACAGCUUCGUAGAGGGGAAGACCAGCACUCUGACAUCAGGAGACAAAUACAGAGAGCGAGAGCGCCACAGCUAUGUGGGGGAGCACAGCUCCUACAUGAACCUUUCUAAGAGCCACGGGGCCCUGAGUGACGCCAAGUCAGUAGGGAACCUUAAUGACCCACGUCUCCACUGUGACGAGCCUCCAUCUCGUUAUUUCCCUACUUCCUGUCUGGACCUCAAUGCACCCGGCAGCCCACUCACUAGUCGCCAUGGUGACCGUUCAGGCCACUCCCCAGCAGGCCGGCGGUCAGAGAGAGAAAGCAACACCUUGGAUUCCUCCCGACGUGCCUCCUCACGACACAAGAUCUCUGAGGAGACCAAGUCCUCUGAUGACCCAGGAGGAGGUGGGAGCCAUGGUCAUUCACUGUCCGCCCCCCAUGAGGGCCUUGCAUCUGGGCUGGGCUACAGUUCCCCCUUCUCUUCCCAACAGAGGCCCCACCGCCACUCCAUGUAUGUGCGACGGGAGCGUCAGAGGACCCCUGGAGGGGGCGGAGAGGGGGGUCUGGCGGUGGGACAGGGACUGCCCACCAGAGCCUCUAGUCUACAGCUCCUCUCCCCGCAGCUACAACACCGCACCCUCCCCCGACACUCUGGAGGCUCUUCUAGAGAUGAGGACAUCACCAGGCAGCAAAGCAGUGAAGGAGCAGCCACCAGCGAGGCAGCUACCCACACCAGAGCACCGAUCAGGGACUCCACAAGGGACAACACCAGCUCCUUUCACGCUCAAAGACAGAAAGGCACAGAGGUGGGGGUCUAUCAUGAUCAGUACCCAGAGGAUGGUGUGUCUUCUAAAGAAAACCGCAUCAUGUACAGUGACUCCAUGCCCCAUCGAGUGGGCAGCUUCUACAGAGUGCCCUCCCCGCGGCCUGAUAAUGGAGGUCAGGGAAGCAGAGGACCAGGUGUUGCAGUGGACGGAAGUACCUUGACCAACCAUCCCAAACGCCAGCCAGCCUUCGACCCGUGGGCGAGCCCAGAGACAGUGGUGAUGAGCCAAUCAGAGCCAACCAAAGAGAAGGAGAAGCAGGGCUUCUUCAGAGCAAUAAAGAAAAAGAAGAAAAAAUCCCAAACGGUCCCGGGUGAUGGGGCAGAUCACGUGGUCAUCCAGAAGUCUGCCCGGUCGUUUGGUCAUCAGAGUAGCCGCCAUCGGAACAAGGAACGAGACCAAUCACGUGAGAGAGACAGAGACCAAUCACGGGAGAGAAACUGGCCUUCAGAAAAACUAUCUGAUGCACACUCUCAGAGCCAGCCUCUCAAGUCUCUGAGGAAGCUUCUUCACCUCUCCACCUCCUCCUCCUCCAAUCAAAUGGCUCCGUCUGACAUGCGCUUCCAGCCCCUGCCCAACCCACCCUCAGCUAAAGGGGGGUUCAGCGAGGGGCCUAGUCGGGGCCAUGCAGGCUCCAGCACCCCUCAGCUGAAGACCCGGCAGGCUGCCUACCCCCUCCCAGCUCAGAUGGAGUCCAGCUGGCAUGCCUCAGCCCUGGGGAGGCCAAAGGGAAACCCCUACGCUGAGCAGCAUGGGGGAAGGGAGGGCAAGGGAGGGCAGAAUGGAAACGGGUUUGGACGGCCCUCACGCUCACGGAUGCCAAACCUCAACGACCUUAAAGAGACUGCUCUGUAGAGACCAGGUGAACCCUAACCCUUGACCCCUGCCUCAACUCCUGGCCCCCCUUUGCUGCCCAGCCACGCCUGCGAGAUUACACACACAGAACCCCUGGCCAGUCAAAAGUAUAUGCCUAUAAAUGUCUUAAUUAUUUUUUUUAAGCUUCCAUAUUUGAUAGAAUUUGUAAUACUAUCUAUGUAUUUUCUGAUUAUUAUAGUUUUUAAGUUGAUAAUUAGAAAUUAACAAUAGUAAUUAUCUAUGAAUAUCGCUAUGGACGAUUUAGAGUAUACAUGUACGUUUUAGUUAAUACACAAUAUCACUAUAUUCCUUUUUAUUUCACUAUAUUUGCAAAUAUCCUUAAUAAUAUUCAGUAUAAUAAGAGUUUAUUUGAUGUUACACAGGAUGCCAUAUAUUCAUGUCCGUUCCUCAUUGAUGUAAUGCUGGGUUCAGUCUGCCUGUUGAUGUCCUCUGUUAUACUGGCAGAAGACCCUUAAUAUUGGGUUAAGGGUUGGGGGUUAUGAGGUUACUGGGUUAAGGGUUAGCGAUAAUGGGUUAGGGGUUGGAGUUACUGGGUUAGGGGUUGGAGUUACUGGGUUAGGGGUUGGAGUUAGGACAAUAUUAUAGCAAUGUGCACAAUGUUGUACAUCUCUAGACAAUUACCAUUACUGUAGUUAGUUGACUCAUUUCUGUGUUGACAAUCAAGAUAAGCUUUAGUUUGAUGUCAUGUGUUAGAGAGAGUGCUAGUCUCAGGAGAAAUCCAAUGUUUUUAAUGCAAUAAACAGCUUAAUUCCAAUAUGGUGCAGACAGUCCCUUAAACUACAGCUCCCCCUUGUGGCUCGUAGGAACCUUUACACCUUAAUUACUUAAUUAGAAUGAGGAUAGCUGUAGAGAGGAUCGGGUGUCCUCACAUUCAGGUUAAGGAUAUUAUGCACUGUAGACCAAUACAGGUCUAUUAUAUGAUCAAAUGUAAGGAUAUUAUAAUUUACUGUAUACUUCCAAAAUAAAUCAUAGCUAUAUUACAUGAUGCUAGGUGGAAAAAUAUGUUGUUUAGCCAUGCAACUGAUAAUGCAAAUAUUUCAAAUCAGUCUAUUUGUUUUGGAGACUGGAAUAAGUAUAUUGAAUAAUUUUGUUAAUUACCUGUCUGCUGUAUGUAUUAAUUUCGUGCACUUAUUGCAGAAUAUUGGUGUUAAUGGAUAACAAUAUUGGAGAUAUAAAAUAAUUAUAUUGGAGGUAAUGUAUGAUAGCAAAAUAUUGGAGAUAGAAUAAGAGAAUAUUGAAGAUAUGUAAUAGCAGAAUAUUUUAAUUAUUUAUUUUGCACAACAGCAGAUGUUACACCAGUCUGGGAGAGGACAUCUUCAGCCUGACGGCACUAUCUGAUUGUAUUUCAAUCCUGACAGAGAAGCCUGGUUAAAAUUAGCCUGGCUAAAAUAAUCUCACAUUGUGUUUUUGAAUGCUGCAGACUAUAUGGCCAUCAGAAUAAUAUACAGACUAUAUGAUGGUCACAAAAAUAUUAUUCUAGCCCUCAAAGUGUUCAAAGCCCUCAGGGGUUUAAAGACUUUAAUGCAGGGUUUAUUAAUCCUAUAGGACACAACUUGAAACACAGGUUAGUCUUGACCCUAGGACACAUUCUGACCCUAGAACACAUUCUGAAACACAAGUUGACCCUGACCCUAGAACACAUUCUGAAACACAAGUUGACCCUGACCCUAGAACACAUUUUGAAACACAAGUUGACCCUGACCCUAGAACACAUUCUGAAA
Messenger RNA from Esox lucius (northern pike), 4978 nucleotides. Its product is annotated as cyclin-dependent kinase-like 5. The coding region runs from base 252 to 3236 and encodes 994 amino acids. The record is from RefSeq and is a predicted model, not a curated record. NCBI's taxonomy places the organism in Eukaryota, Metazoa, Chordata, Actinopteri, Esociformes, Esocidae. Gene Ontology annotation, cellular component: dendrite cytoplasm; nucleus. Gene Ontology annotation, biological process: protein phosphorylation; regulation of dendrite development; positive regulation of axon extension. The transcript is spliced from 17 exons. Gene Ontology annotation, molecular function: protein serine/threonine kinase activity; ATP binding.